This is a messenger RNA of Gossypium arboreum, 688 nucleotides long. RefSeq lists its product as uncharacterized. Bases 112 to 447 code for a protein of 111 amino acids. NCBI's taxonomy places the organism in Eukaryota, Viridiplantae, Streptophyta, Magnoliopsida, Malvales, Malvaceae. The transcript has a single exon. The record is from RefSeq and is a predicted model, not a curated record.
AUCUAAAAGAAAAACAAAAUUACAAAAGGUGGCCUUCCAUUUCCAAGUUCUCACCAGCAAACAAUAAUCUAAAUUCCUAAAACCAGAAACACCAAGAAAAAGGGUGAUAAAAUGAGGCAUGUGCUGGUGAUUUUGCGACGAAAUCUGCAGAACAUAAAGAAAAGCCCCCGAGUAGCCGAUGAGAACAUGUAUGGAGGUGGAGGGAACAGCAACAAUAAUAAUGGGAUUUUCAUAGAUAGGAGAUUAUCAUCUCGAGGGUCCUGGAAUGGGAUCUCAGUGAUUUGCAAUGUCGUAAGAGCUCCUCUUUCUCUAGUUUCAUGCUUUUUUUCUCAACCCCAUAUUGAUGGAGCUACCGAUGGGGUUUGGGUGUCAACUGAAAUUGCUCAAAUAUCAGAAAUGAAUCACUUGAUGGUCAGUGACAGCAUGCGUUAUGCAAUCCUGAUGUAAACAAAUAUGCAUACAAGAUAUAUUUUAUGCAAGUAACUUCUAGGUUUUCUUUCUUCUUUCUCUUGGAUGAUCAUAGAAGAAGGGGAAUUUUCUAUUUGUUGUUGUUGUUCACUUCUUUGCAAGGAUUGACUAUAUUUUUGAAUUGUUCACUUUUUUUCUUAUUUUCCUUUUUGGCCUUUGGGUUUUGAUCCACGUAUUUCUGCCGAUACUUAUAUAUAAUAUUAGCAUUUAGUUUUCAUGA